Messenger RNA from Octodon degus (degu), 3873 nucleotides. RefSeq names its product TATA-box binding protein associated factor 5 (gene Taf5). Gene Ontology annotation, molecular function: RNA polymerase II general transcription initiation factor activity; protein binding. Bases 621 to 3014 code for a protein of 797 amino acids. NCBI's taxonomy places the organism in Eukaryota, Metazoa, Chordata, Mammalia, Rodentia, Octodontidae. The transcript is spliced from 11 exons. Gene Ontology annotation, biological process: transcription initiation at RNA polymerase II promoter. The record is from RefSeq and is a predicted model, not a curated record. Gene Ontology annotation, cellular component: transcription factor TFIID complex.
AAUGGAUACAGCAUGAAUACAUAACAUACACACUUCACAACUACAACUUGUGAUAUCAAAAGUUUUGUUGAACUUCGACACACGGUGGAAAGUUCAAAGCUUGAACACGCAGGCAGUUUUUACAAAGAUAAAAAUAACAAGAAUAAAAAGGUAAUCACUACCAUAAUACAAAACAUUACCAGUAUUUCUUAGUCUCUCUUUCCAAAUAAUAUGUGCUUUUGAAUUAAGAACUCGGAUUUGAAUCUUGACACUUCCUGUGUGGCUUCGGCAAAUUACUCAACGGCUUGGUAAAAUCCCCAGGGACAGAAGCACCUGAUACGAUUGUUGAAUUUGAGGAGAUCUACAGUGUAAAACGUUUUUACAGCGCCCAAACACAGCUGCCUGCGAAAAACCCAAUUAUACCAACAGGCAAACGUAACAGGCAGUCGUCCACCCCGCGCUUCCUGCGGCCAACUUCUCCCGUUUUUUGAAAGCAGCUCUCUCCAUUCCCUUCCUCCUCCUUUCUUGCCCCUCCUACCGCCGUAAACCGCAAGCCAGAGCUGUCGUAAAAUCCUCCUCCCCGCCCUCCAUGUGGCGGAAACGCAAUCACGCUUGACGGCGCGGAGUGGCUGAGCCGCAAGAUGGCGGCGCUGGCGGAGGAGCAGACGGAGGUGGCGGUCAAGCUGGAGCCCGAAGGACCGCCGACGCUGCUACCUCCGCAGGCAGGCGACAGCGCGGGCGAGGGAGGCGGCGGCACUCCCAACAACGGCCCCAGCGGUGGCGGCGGGAGCGUUGCGGCGGCGUCCUCGGCCGGCGGGGAUGGCGGGAACCCCAAACCCGCGGUGGCCGUGCCCGCCGCUGUCCCGGCGCCCGCCGCCGCCGCCGCCGCUGCCCCGGAGGCCGGCGCCCCCCACGACCGACAGACCCUCCUGGCGGUGCUGCAGUUCCUGCGGCAGAGCAAUCUCCGCGAGGCCGAGGAGGCGCUGCGCCGCGAGGCCCGCUUGCUGGAGGAGGCGGCAGCGGGCUCCGCAGCCCCGGGAGAGCCGGACGGCGCCGAGGCGGCCAGCGCGCUGCUCAGCCGGGUCUCGGCCGCGGCCCCCGGCCCGGUGGUCCCGGACCCUCCAGGGCCUGGCGCUCCGGGGGCCGUCGCCGUCUCGGGCUCAGCCUCAGGGUCUUCGGCUCCGGGGAAAGUUGGAAGUGUGGCUGUGGAAGACCAGCCAGAUGUCAGUGCUGUUCUCUCCGCCUACAAUCAACAAGGAGACCCAACGAUGUAUGAAGAAUACUAUAGUGGACUGAAGCACUUCAUCGAAUGUUCCUUGGACUGCCAUCGAGCAGAAUUGUCUCAGCUCUUCUAUCCUCUCUUUGUGCACAUGUACUUGGAGCUAGUCUAUAAUCAACAUGAGAAUGAAGCAAAAUCGUUCUUUGAGAAGUUCCAUGGAGAUCAGGAAUGUUAUUACCAGGAUGACCUACGAGUAUUAUCUAGUCUUACCAAAAAGGAACACAUGAAAGGGAAUGAAACCAUGUUGGAUUUUCGAACAAGUAAAUUUGUUCUGCGUAUUUCCCGUGACUCGUACCAACUCUUGAAGAGGCAUCUUCAGGAGAAACAGAACAAUCAGAUAUGGAACAUAGUUCAGGAGCACCUCUACAUUGACAUCUUUGAUGGGAUGCCGCGUAGUAAGCAGCAGAUAGAUGCGAUGGUGGGAAGUUUGGCAGGAGAGGCUAAACGAGAGGCAAACAAAUCAAAGGUAUUUUUUGGUUUAUUAAAAGAACCAGAAAUUGAGGUGCCUUUGGAUGAUGAGGAUGAAGAAGGAGAAAAUGAAGAAGGAAAACCUAAAAAGAAGAAGCCUAAAAAGGAUAGUAUCGGAUCCAAAAGCAAAAAACAAGAUCCCAAUGCUCCACCUCAAAACAGAAUCCCUCUUCCUGAGUUAAAAGAUUCAGAUAAGUUGGAUAAGAUAAUGAAUAUGAAAGAAACCACCAAACGAGUGCGCCUGGGACCAGACUGCUUACCCUCCAUUUGUUUCUAUACAUUCCUUAAUGCUUACCAGGGGCUCACUGCAGUGGAUGUCACUGAUGAUUCUAGUCUGAUUGCUGGAGGCUUUGCAGAUUCAACUGUCAGAGUGUGGUCUGUGACACCCAAAAAGCUUCGCAGUGUCAAACAAGCAGCAGACCUCAGCCUCAUAGACAAAGAGUCAGACGAUGUCCUAGAGAGAAUCAUGGAUGAGAAGACGGCAAGUGAGUUGAAGAUUUUGCAUGGUCACAGUGGGCCUGUCUAUGGAGCCAGCUUCAGUCCGGAUAGGAACUAUCUGCUUUCCUCUUCAGAGGAUGGAACUGUUAGAUUGUGGAGCCUUCAAACAUUUACUUGCUUGGUGGGAUAUAAAGGACACAACUACCCAGUGUGGGACACACAGUUCUCUCCAUAUGGAUAUUAUUUUGUGUCCGGAGGCCAUGACCGAGUGGCUCGGCUCUGGGCUACAGAUCAUUAUCAGCCUUUAAGGAUAUUUGCUGGCCAUCUCGCUGAUGUAAACUGCACCAGAUUCCAUCCAAACUCCAAUUACGUUGCCACGGGCUCUGCAGACAGAACUGUGCGGCUCUGGGAUGUUCUGAAUGGUAACUGUGUAAGGAUCUUCACUGGACACAAGGGACCAAUUCAUUCCUUGACAUUUUCUCCCAAUGGGAGAUUCCUGGCUACAGGAGCAACAGAUGGCAGAGUACUCCUUUGGGACAUUGGACAUGGUUUGAUGGUUGGAGAAUUAAAAGGCCACACUGAUACAGUCUGUUCACUUAGGUUUAGUAGAGAUGGUGAAAUUUUGGCAUCAGGGUCAAUGGAUAACACGGUCCGCUUGUGGGAUGCCAUCAAAGCAUUUGAAGACUUAGAGACUGACGACUUUACCACAGCCACUGGGCAUAUCAACUUACCAGAGAAUGCACAGGAGUUACUGUUGGGCACAUACAUGACCAAAUCGACACCGGUGGUACACCUCCACUUUACUCGAAGAAACCUGGUUCUAGCUGCAGGAGCUUAUAGUCCACAAUAAACCAUCGGUAUUAGAAGACUUUAUGGAAGCUACUGUUUUGAAAAAAGGGAGUCUAAAAAGCAAAUACCUCAGUGAUUAAUAUUUAAGCUACAAAGAAUGUUUUUGUCUAUAUGAAUCUGGAAGUAUGCUGCUUGGAAGAUCUGAACAGGACAGCUCCACGUUUCUAUAAGCAACCACAUUUAACUAAUUUCCGUUAGUUGAAUAAGAGGUAUUAUGUUCGUGGAGGGAACAUUUAUGGUGCUUUGGAUUGUGUGGAAACUAUGCAUUUUCUGUUCAAAUGCUAUUUUAAUUUAUUAUAUUUAGAAAAAUUGAUUUAAAAAUUCAUCCUGCUUCAAGAUUCAAAUUAAGAAAUACAGUACCAUCUUGAAUUUUAGCUGAAGAAUUCUACGAGCAUGUAUGUUUCUGCUGUAAAAAAUGAAGUUCCUGUAUGGCACUCAAGUACUGUUAAAUGAUCCACUAACAUUUUUAACAUUUUUUCUUGGCCUCUGAUUAGUGGUAUGUAUGUAACUAGGUAGGGUAAACUACACUUCCUUCCUAAGAUUCAGACAAAGUACCACCAUCCACUAACAGCUUGACUUAGAUUUCUACCUGUUUGAGUACACUCAAACACUCUUUAAACCCAGGUGAAAAAACGUAGCUUCAUGUUCCACUUCAGCUACAAUGGCUACAUAAAACCUAGAACACUUGAAGUCAGUCAGACAGACAUUUCAGUUGCUUACCUCCAGUACUGAGCCUUGCUUUGGAAAACUAAGAGAUUUAGACCAAGUCACUGCCAAUUUUUGCCUUUGUUGCAUUUUGUACAGUUUUUAUAUUUUUGAUACUUUGUAAAUAAAGACAACCAGCUUUUCCAGGUUCAUAA